Messenger RNA from Musa acuminata AAA Group (dessert banana), 2005 nucleotides. RefSeq lists its product as uncharacterized. Bases 154 to 1422 code for a protein of 422 amino acids. The transcript is spliced from 5 exons. NCBI's taxonomy places the organism in Eukaryota, Viridiplantae, Streptophyta, Magnoliopsida, Zingiberales, Musaceae. The record is from RefSeq and is a predicted model, not a curated record.
CUGCUCAUAUCGUUGCAGCAGUCUGGAGGCUCGUUGGUUGCAGCUCUCAUUUCGCUGGAGCACUAGUCAAAAUAAUUGGGUUAACAAUCUUGCCCUUUCUUUCUUUCGGUCUGUUAGGGUUGCCCACCCACCCUUCCGCUCUCUCGCCUCAAAAUGGAGGUUUCCGUUCGUUUCUUCGGAUCGACCGCCGCUCUCCAUCGCCAAUUCCGGCUGAUCACCGUCCCCUCCUUCCCUCUCCCCCUCCCAAACUCUAGAUUUCCUCCGGUUGGCAGCAGCGGCUGCGGCUCGCCGACGCCGUUCGUCUUCCAUCCGUGCUCUCGACUCGCACGACGAUCCGCCGCCGGCCUUUGCUCCUCCCCGCCGCGAUUGGCCAGUUCCUCCCUUUCUCUCCCACCUCUCCUCUCCCUCUCCCAUCUCUUCGCCUCUAUGUCUCCCCAAGAGGGAGCCCUCGCCUCCGAUUCGGGUCUCAAGGAGGGCUUCGUCAACUGGGGUCGAGAUCGGGAUGUCCUGGAGGGGGGAGAUUUAGGGCUUUACAACGAGAAGGGAGCGAUUUGGAGGGUCGUGAUGCUCGGUUGGCUGGGAGCUGAGCCGAAGCAUCUCAACAAGUACGCGGGGUUGUAUACCUCCAAGGGGAUCGAACCGGUGAAGUUCGUCAUCCCGGUGAAGGAGCUCUUGGGUUUUGAUCUGGGGAGGAGGGUACAGGAUAAGAUUGCUCGGUUCACUACAGAGCUUGUUUCUUGGUGCUCGCAGACUGAGGAAGAUGGCAGAGAGCGUUGUCUGCUCUUUCACACCUUCAGCAAUACGGGUUGGCUAACCUAUGGUAGCAUACUUGAGAACUUGCAAACAAGGCCUGAUAUAAUUGAGAAGAUCAAAGGAUGUGUUAUCGACUCUGGAGCUGACCCUGAGAUAAGCCCUCAGGUGUGGGCUGCAGGAUUUUCUGCUGCUUUGCUGAAAAAGCGUAGCUCCUUGAUAAGCUCUUCUGAUGAAAAUAAUGGAGUAGCCAAACCGGAUAUGAAAAUGAAUGGAACGGGCACAAAGGACAAUAGUUCCUCUUUUGCUGAAAUUUUAACAUUAUCACUUCUAGAAAAGUUCUUCACAUUGGUUCUAAUGCUGCCUGACGUAAACCAGAGGCUGAGGAAGACCAUCUCCAUACUGUGGAACAAACAGCCGCUCUGUCCUCAGCUCUAUCUGUACAGUUCAGCUGACAUGGUCAUUCCAGUCAACUCAGUAGAAAACUUUAUCAAGGAGCAGAAGACCUCAGGAAGAAUUGUACAUGCUCAUGAUUUCGGUUCAUCCCCACAUGUUGACCAUCUAAGGAGCUACCCUCAAAUGUAUUCUGCCAAAAUUACUGAGUUCAUGGAAGAGUGCUGCACUGUGGUGCCACAGGUGAUUUCUUUUCAAAAAAAAGAAAACUUUUAUUAAGUUAAAUAUCUAUUACAUCCCAUACCUUGCCUCCUCAAAGCACAGAAUUGAAUACAAAAAGUAUGGCCAGUUAGAUCUCCACACCUGAUCAACUUAAAAAUCCUUAUCUUGUACAGCUAGGGAAUGAGAACUCCUGUUACCCUGUCUACAAACAUGGUUGAUCUUUACAACCCAAAAAAUAGUAUAAAGAGUUUGUGAUCUUUCAGUUACACUUGUUUAGUGUUUUUGGCAGGACACAAGGCUAGAGAGGACACUACAAGAAAGGAAUUGCACAUGCUUUGCAGGAGGGCAUGGCCAAACUGGAAAUUGAAAAUGUUCUACAAAUCCUCUGGAUUCUAUCCGUCACUCGAGUUCCUUCCUAUUUUUGCUGUCUUUCUGGCCUUUGUGACAAUGUUUUACAGAUUAGUCAUCUGAAUUCACUCUUUCUUUCCUCCAAAAGAAGAUAAAAAAGUUUCUUCCUAUGGGGAAAUUGUGUUCUUCCUUGUUUUUCAUUUUGUAUUAGUUGGCUCUGUUUUCUUGUGCAUAUGACAUUACUGUAUGCUUAUUUGUUAAAUAUUCUCGCCUUUGGUGGGUUUUUUAGCUA